ACCGAAAUCUGCUCCGCACUGAGGCAACAUAUAUUAUCAUGGCGCUUCUAGAUUGUAGACUCCUCCUCUGCCCUUGCUUUUUGGUUGACUGCUGCUGAGUGCUCCGACCGCCCUCUUGAGCUCUUUCUCAUACCCCACUUUCCUCUCACAAGCUACCCCACAAAACACUGCUCUGUAAACACAUCGCGACUUUUAGACGAAAUGGCGCAGCUUCUUGCGGGCAAAUCUAUGGCCAUCACUGGCGGUGUCACUGGCAUUGGACGUGCCAUUGUGCUUGGCUACCUUUCACACGGCGCCAAUGUUGCUGUCAACCACCUGGGCGACCCGAAGUCCUCUGCGCAAUACCAGUCCCUCGUAAAAGAGGUAUCAGAAGGUGAAAACAGGCUGAUUGAGGUUCCUGGCGAUGUUGGAGAUCCAGAGACCGGCAAGAAGCUUGUGUCUGCAGUCGUGGAGAAGUGGGGCCGACUUGAUGUCUUCGUGAGCAACGCGGGUAUCUGCGAGUUCAAGGAGUUCUUAGACAUCUCACCAGAGCUCUGGAGCAAGACCGUAAACACCAACCUCACGGGUGCAUUCAACACCAUCCAAGCUGCCGCAAAACAGCUCUCUACACAAUCGCCACCAGGCGGUUCAAUCAUCGGUAUCUCGUCCAUCUCAGCGCUCGUCGGUGGCGCGCAGCAAGGCCACUACACUCCCACAAAGGCUGGUGUGCUGUCUCUCAUCCAGUCGUCUGCAUGCGCACUCGGCAAAUACAAUAUCAGGUGCAAUGCGCUCCUUCCAGGCACAAUCAAAACACAGUUGAACGAGAAAGAUCUCGAGGACGAUGAGAAGAGGAAGUACAUGGAGGGCAGGAUACCGCUAGGCAGGACCGGUGUGCCGAAUGAUUUGGCUGGGCCGGCGGUGUUCUUGGGUAGCGAUUUGAGCAGUUAUGUUACUGGCGCUCAGCUGCUGGUUGAUGGAGGGCUGUUCGUAAACCUGCAGUGA
Molecule: messenger RNA, 981 nt
Organism: Macroventuria anomochaeta
Lineage: Eukaryota; Fungi; Ascomycota; Dothideomycetes; Pleosporales; Didymellaceae
Product: short-chain dehydrogenase/reductase-like protein SDR
Exons: 2
Coding region: 202-981 (259 amino acids)
Molecular function (GO): oxidoreductase activity, acting on the CH-OH group of donors, NAD or NADP as acceptor
Source: RefSeq, a predicted model, not a curated record